Molecule: messenger RNA, 1448 nt
Organism: Dreissena polymorpha
Lineage: Eukaryota; Metazoa; Mollusca; Bivalvia; Myida; Dreissenidae
Exons: 2
Coding region: 53-1327 (424 amino acids)
Biological process (GO): protein polyubiquitination; proteasome-mediated ubiquitin-dependent protein catabolic process
Molecular function (GO): ubiquitin protein ligase activity; protein binding
Source: RefSeq, a predicted model, not a curated record
GUGCAUCGAUGUGACUUUCAUUUCUGAGUCAAUAAAAAAGCUAUCAUUGGAUAUGCAACAGCUGUCAAUCAAUCUGCAAACUAUUCUGUACAAACUUAAUACGUUUAAGAGUACACAAGAGUCCAUUAUUCAGUUCGUGGAGGUAUCAUAUAAUGAAACAUUGCAAGAAAUCCGAGACACGCGUGCCAGAAUAGAUGCUUAUCUGGAUGAGCUAGAAAAUGCAUCUCUGAAAGAACUGGAUAAAAUUAGGACCACAUUGCAAACCUCUCUAAAGAAAGAUGUUGACAACUGCAGCAGACUGAAGGAUGAACUGCAACAACUUGGUGAAGCUGUACAGGACCUGUGUAAUAAGAGCACGAAAGAAAUGGAGUUCAUAGCCAAUAGGAAAUGUCUUGACAAAAUUCAAGAAUGUGAGACAUAUAUGAAGGAUAGCCCAGUAAAGAUUCCGAGUUCAAUGAAAUUCCAGGCAAACAUUGACAUUGAUAGGUACCUGUCUAAACUGUCAGGUCUAGGGAGCAUUGGAGUGAUGAAUCCAAACCAGUUGAUGACAGUGAAGAGAAAGUCUGAGUAUAAUAUACAAAUAUCGAGUGACACCAAGACUUGCUUCAUCACAGGCAUUUGCAGCUUACCUAAUGGCCAUGUCAUUGUUGUUGAUAAUGUAAAUAGAAGAGUUAAGCUGUUUGACCAGCAAUACAAUGAAGUAAGCCACUGUGAUGUGUCUGGUGAGCUAUGGGACUUUUGCCUCAUUACAUCCAGUGAGGUGGCUGUGACUGUUGGCAAUGCUGUGCAGUUCAUCUCUGUAAGAAAUGAGUCACUGAUUAAUGGGAGGAGGAUUCAGUUACAGCAUGCUGCUCGUGGUAUUGCCCACCAUCAUGGAGCGUUGUAUGUCACAUCAGGCACUGUUCUCUACCACUAUACUCUAACAGGAACACUCAUGAAACAGCUUUAUACGGAUACAGUAGGUGGCAAUUCAGUUUGGAAGUGUGCAGUGAGUCCUGCUAGGGACAUGAUCUAUGUCACCAACUAUGCCCAGCACAAGCUGAUCACAUUGGCCAUGGAUGGGACCCUUAUAUCCUCGUUCACUGACCCUGAACUACUACAUCCACAUGGCGUCCAUGUUACACCUGCAGGACAUGUGCUUGUAUGUGGAAAUACCUCCAAUUCUGUUAUACAGGUGGAUCAUGAGGGCAGAAAGAAGCUGGCAACUCUGCUUUCUCAGAAAGAUGGAUUGAGCAGCCCAACGUCUGUCUGCGUAAACAAAAAUGUUGACCAGAUCACUGUGGGACUAUGCUACAACAACAAAAUCAUUGUUCUGGAACUCCAAUAGCUCCGCUUGCUGAAUAUUUAUGUAUACACUGUUGUUAGUGUUAUUUAUGAUUUGUUUUUAAGAAUAAAAAAAUAACCCAUCAUAGUUUGUACCUCAGGCUGAAAGAAACCUAGCUUUACAA